Magallana angulata is the source of this 3908-nucleotide messenger RNA. RefSeq lists its product as uncharacterized. NCBI's taxonomy places the organism in Eukaryota, Metazoa, Mollusca, Bivalvia, Ostreida, Ostreidae. The transcript is spliced from 6 exons. Bases 114 to 3908 code for a protein of 1264 amino acids. The record is from RefSeq and is a predicted model, not a curated record.
UAUAAUCACAAUAUCAAACUUGAUGUGGGUGCCAAUUAAUUUAAUGAGGUUGUAUUUGAAAUGUUUUAAAUUUUAUAAAACAUAAUUUCAGAUACUCUGGUGGGAUCUAGAUAAUGCCACCUAAGAAGAAACCAAAUGAACGAAAAAAACGUGAAUUAGAGAGACAGAAAAAACAGAUAAAAAGAAAUAAUAAACCGGAUAUCAAAUGCUGCAGUGUGUCAUCAUUUGCCAACAUCAACCCAGUCAAUCAUAACAGCACUGAUAGUAGAGUUCCAGAAGAAAUCAUCACUGCAGAGUCUACAUCUGUAGAUUGUGCAGAAACUUCAUUUCAAUUGGAUGAUGGAAUAGGAGUACAAGUUCACAAGUAUUUUGAAGACCAAAGAAAGAGAAAAGAACAAAAGCAAAGAUAUAUAUUGAAGAGAAGAAAUGAUUCUUUGUAUGCAAAAAGAGAACAGAUCGAAAAUAGGGAAAGAAAAAGAAUUGAAAGAAGUAAUCCCUGGAAAAGGUAUGCUGAAGCCAAAAAGGACAAAGAACGUAGAAAAAAAUACAGAAAGCAGCCCAGUAAGAAGAAUUUAGAAAAUGCUAGAGAAACACCAUGUAAAAGACAGAAAAGAAAUGACCCAUUCUACAGAGAAACAGAGGCUCAACAGGACAAAGAACGCAGGAAAAAUUACAGGGAUCAGCCAGGGAUAAAGGACAAUGAAAAUGCAAGAGAAACACCAUGUAAAAGACAAAAAAGAAAUGACCCACUGUACAGAGAUACAGAGGCUCAACAGGACAAAGAACGUAGGAAAAAUUAUAGAGAUCAGCCAGGGAUAAAAGACCAUGAAAAUGCGAGGGAAACAUCAUGUAAAAGACAGAAAAGAAAUGACCCAUCGUUCAGAGAAACAGAGGCUCAACAGGACAAAAAACGCAGGAAAAAUUAUAGAGAUCAGCCAGGGAUAAAAGACCAUGAAAAUGCAAGAGAAACACCAUGUAAAAGACAAAAAAGAAAUGACCCACUGUACAGAGAAACAGAGGCUCAACAGGACAAAAAACACAAGAAAAAUUAUAGAGAUCAGCCAGGUAUAAGAGAUCUUAAAAAUGCAAGAGAAACACCAUGUAAAAGACAAAAAAGAAAUGACCCACUGUACAGAGGAACAGAGGCUCAACAGGACAAAAAACGCAGGAAAAAUUAUAGAGAUCAGCCAGGGAUAAAAGACCAUGAAAAUGCAAGAGAAACACCAUGUAAAAGACAAAAAAGAAAUGACCCACUGUACAGAGGAACAGAGGCUCAACAGGACAAAAAACGCAGGAAAAAUUAUAGGGAUCAGCCAGGGAUAAAAGACCAUGAAAAUGCGAGGGAGACCCCUCAACGAUACCAUCAUCGCAACUCUCAGUUUAAUGCAGAUGUGGCCGUUGCAACUUUUUUAUCGAGGAUUCAAGAAGGGCCUAGAUUUCUGAAGAAAAAUGAACUUCCAUCAUUAGCUGUGUGCAAUAAUCUACAACUAGAUGACACUCCUCAGGUUCUGAAAGAUCUAAAUGCUUUAGAAGUAUCGUUUGUUGCCAAAAGAAUUCCGUUUAUGAAGUUAUUAGCAUUGCCAAGAGGAAAGCAGAAGUCAGUACAUGGUUGUGUCGUAAAUAUCCCUGUAGAACCAAAGCAAACUGUGUCUGUUUUACCUCGAGUUCCAUCCUCAGCAUCAAUGAUAAUGGUCAAAUUAAAAAGAAAACUACAUUACAGAGGACAUGUGUUCUUGCAAAAUAUUCAACCUCAGAGGGUACUUCAUGCAUUGCAUACUUUGCGGUCAAUAAAUCCUUUGUAUAGUGACAUUACCGUGGAUCCUGAGUGGAUGCAAAAUAGCUCCCUUGACUCACCUGAAUUGUGGGAUUCUCUCUCAUCUCCAUUGGAAAAAUCAUCACAAGAAUCAUCAUCUGUGAAUGUUAUACCACUAACCACUCCUGUCAUACACCCUUCAACAUCUACAGGGGAUACAGCAGAAUAUGACUAUGAUGAGAAUGAAGAAGAAAAUGAAAGAAGUCGUCUAAGUGGUAUUCCAUACAAUACAUGCAUUCAACCUAAAGAUUUAAGCUCUGAAGACAACAUCAUACUCUCAAUAGCACCAGGAGAAGGAAAGAAACCAAAAGGUUUUGAUGAUGAUAAGUUCUCAGAGCAACUUAGUUUUCCACAUCUUUUUCCAACUGGAAUGUUUGGAUAUACAAUGUCAAGAGAAAAAAAGAUUUCAAUAAAGAAAUACUUCCAGUCCAGGCUUCUCAAUGCAGAUGGGAGAUUUGCCAAGAGUAUAGAGUAUAUUUUUUAUGCCCAAUAUCGCUGUGAAGCAGAAGAUGUCAAAAGUUGCCUUUCAAUUGCUUUAAGGAAAGGUAGACAAACAGAAAUCACGGCCGGAGAUGUAAGAGAAAAAUUGAACAAUUUUGUGCGAGGUGAUCUGGGUAUUCAUUUUCUACAAAAAGUUCGUGGAUCUCCAGCAUAUUUUAAUAAGAUGUUUUAUGAUUUGCUUGGAAUGAUAAGACAGCUUGGUCCAUGCACGUGGUUUCUAACUUUAUCUGCUGCAGAUCUGAAGUGGACUGACACAAUUAAAGUUCUUGCUCAGCAGCAGGGGAAGGACCUUUCAGAUGAAGACAUUGAAAAUCUGUCAUGGGAAGAACGAUGUGACUUCUUAAGAUCUAAUCCAGUUACUGCAGCUAGGCACUUUGACAACAGAGUUCAGCUUUUUCUUAAAUACAUUCUGCUAAAUAAACAGCUGAAUCCAUUGGGAAACAUUACAGAUUAUAAAUACCGAAUUGAAUUUCAACAGCGCGGUUCACCACAUGUGCACAUGGUGGCAUGGGUAGACAAUGCACCAUCCAUUGAGAAUAACAGCUUGCAAGAAGUGAAAAUGUUCAUAGAGAAUCACAUAUCCUGUGAACUUCCGGAGAAUGAUGAUCACUUGCACAGACUUCUUUGUACUGUUCAGAAGCAUACCCACUCUGUGGCUUGCAAAAAGCAUGGGCAGAAAUGCAGAUUUCAUUUUCCUCGGCCGCCUCUGAAGCAGACUAUUGUUGCCAAACCUCCAAGUGAGCCUCCACCAGCUUCUGUGCAAGAACAAUACUCAGCAGUAUUAACAGCUGUUCAAGAAGAGUUGGCAAAGCUCAAGCCUGAUGAGAAAAUUUCUUUGGAUGAACUUCUUCAGAGAGCAUCUGUUAGUGAAACUUUGUAUGAGAAAGCCUUGAUUUGGAUUUCAACAAAGAAUGGUCAACCUGCUGUACUUUUAAAAAGAACUCCAGCUGAAGUGAAUAUCAAUAAUUACAACAGACAUCUCAUGUUGGCUUGGCAGGCCAACCUAGAUGUACAAUUUGUGACAAAUACAUAUGCUUGUGUUAUGUAUGUGGCAUCAUAUGUAUCAAAACCAGAGAAGACACUUGGAGAUAUACUCAAAGCAGUUAGUGCAUCUGGAGAACACUUAGGCCCCAAAACGUCCAUGAAAAGUGUUGCAAAGAAAUUCUUAACACAUCGGGAGGUCAGUGCGCAAGAAGCUAUUUAUAGAUUGAUGUCUUUACCGCUUGUGCAAGGAUCACGGCAGAUUGUCUUUGUACCAACAGAUCUCCCAGAGCAAAGAACACGACUUUUCAAGCCCCUAAAACUUCUUCAGAUGUUGGAAGAUGAUGAUGCAGACGUUUUCAUGACAGGUAUACUGGAGUACUAUGCAGCUCGACCUAGUAAGCUUUCUGAGAUGACACUUGCAGAGUUUGCCUCAAAGUACAAAAAGUCGUCCAACAAAACACUGGAUAAAAGUGACGGAAAAAAAAUUCAGCUUCAGGGAGGCUUUGGUGUAAUGAGUCAGAGAGGUACUCCAGCAAUUAUAAGGUACCAUCAGUGGUCUGAGAAGAAGCAACCUUCACAGUACUAUCAUUCCCAGUCCUUGGAGAGAUGA